UGUGAUUAGUUGGCAUUGCGGCUGCCAGUCCAGCGCAGAGCGGAGCGGCCGCCGGAGAUGCCUGACGUUCUGUUCUGAGGAGCGGCCAGCGGCGCGAUGGAGCGGGCCAGGGACCGCUUACACUUGAGACGCACUACUGAACAGCACGUGCCAGAGGUGGAAGUCCAAGUCAAACGUAGAAGGACAGCCUCACUGAGCAACCAAGAGUGUCAGCUGUACCCAAGGCGAUCUCAGCAGCAGCAAGUCCCCGUGGUGGAUUUCCAGGCCGAGCUGAGGCAGGCGUUCUUAGCCGAGACCCCCAGAGGCGGUUAAGCGGUCUUGGCA
Molecule: messenger RNA, 324 nt
Organism: Hipposideros armiger (great roundleaf bat)
Lineage: Eukaryota; Metazoa; Chordata; Mammalia; Chiroptera; Hipposideridae
Gene: SNURF
Product: SNRPN upstream open reading frame
Exons: 3
Coding region: 97-312 (71 amino acids)
Cellular component (GO): nuclear speck
Source: RefSeq, a predicted model, not a curated record